CGGAACCUGUUAUUCUAUAAGCGGAGCUUAUGGGAAGACUUUGAAUGCGGCACCGGUGUUCUGUAUUCACUUCCCUAAACAUGCGGUUCUCUUCCUCUUGGUGCUAACACAUGCGUUUGCUUAUGUAUUGCAUAGUCAGGCUUUUUUUCCUCUAAACGUUGUAAAUAACAAAAAAGUCGAAAACACUAAUCAUAUAUUUUCUCUUGUUACUCACCGUAUCAAAACAAUGUGGAUAUUGAACACUGUCUUUUCCUUUACCGGGACGUUGUAGCCUGAGGACAGCUAGCAUUGUGAAAACAAGCGUUACUUUUCCCCAUGAGAGCAGUGGAAUAUGGAAAUAGACGGUCGGGACUUUUUGAACACUCCUCCUGUUAAGACUGUCAGGUUUGGAGGAAGUGUUGCGGAAACGUUAGCUAAACAUAAACAGGGAGACUCGGGUGACUACGAACUGCUGAAACACCAGUUGGCUGACCCUGACAUAAAGGAUGCUCAGAUCAUCAACUGGCUCCAAGAAUUCCGGGCUUGUGUGACCCAGCUGACCAAAGACCACGAACAGCUCAUCUACACCGUCUUGAGGCUUCCAUGGGUGGGCCGGAGCCCAGCUGUUGUGGAGGAGUACAUGGCCUUCCUCAGUAACCUGGUCUCAGCACAGACUGUCUUUCUGUGUGCCUGCCUCAAGAUGGUGGUCUCCCACUUCACUCCCAAGAGAGUGACCAUCUGUGAAGGAGGAGUCGAUAUCUCAGAUUCAGACGAUGAAGAUGAGAACCUUCCCAGAAACUUCGAUCAGUGUCACCAGGCUUUGCAGCUCAUCGCCAGAUACGUUCCAUCCACGAGUCACUUUCUGAUGCCUGUUCUGAAAGAGAACUUCCCCUUCAUACAGAAAUCCUCCAGAACGUUGGAGUGUUACGUCCAUAACCUUCUGCGGGUGACCGUGUAUAUACCAUCAAUUCGACGAGACGUACUGGAGGUGAUCGUUGGAAAGAUGCUCAAACUGGAUGUGGGUGCAUCCCGGUCAGACAUUGAGGAGGCAGAGGAGAAUGCAGUGCCGAACCAGCGGGCACAGGAGCAGGCUGAGGAAGGACUCUUUGACAUGGAUGAGGACAUGUCCACAGAUCACCCCUGCAGGACAGCAGAGAUGGCUCACCCGGUGGCUGAGAGGCUGGACAGCCUCAUGGUUGUCCUGUUGGCUUAUGUCAAAGACGUCAGUCAUGUCAAUGGCUCUCUCCAUGUGGAAAGGACUAAGGAGCUGUACCGAGAUCUGUUGAGUGUGUUCGACAAGCUCAUUCUGCCGACACACGCUUCCUGUCACGUCCAGUACUCACUCUUUUACCUGUGCAGCUUCAGACUGGCCUUGGCCGAGGCCUUUCUGGAUCACCUGUGGAAGACCCUACAGAACCCGUCUCAACCUGCUGUCCUCCGACAGGCUGCUGCAGGAUACCUGGGGAGCUUCCUGGCUCGAGCCAAGUUCAUCCCCGUGCCCACUGUGCGGGCCUGUCUGGACCUACUGCUCUCCUGGAUCCAUCGCUACAUUGACAGCCAGGACAGUAGCGGCAGGCAGGCGUGCUGUGACAUCAGCCUGCACGGACCAUUCUACACCGCCUGCCAGGCUGUCUUCUACACACUCAUCUUCAGACACAGAGCCAUGCUGGAGGGCAACAUGAAGAAAGGUCUAGAAUACCUGCAGAGUCUGAACCUGGAACGGGUGGUGAUGUGUCAGCUGAACCCCCUCAAAGUCUGCUUGCCUUCAGUCACCAGCAUGUUCGCUGCCAUCACCAGGAAGUAUCAGGUGGUGUUCUGCUACACCAUCAUAGAGAGGAACAACCGCCACAUGCUGCCAGUGGUCCGCAGCUCUGCGGGCGGAGACUGCGUCACCACCAACACCAACCCUCUGGACAGCUUCUUCCCCUUCGACCCGUACCUUCUCAAGAGGUCUGGUCAGCUGAUUGAGCCUCUGUACCAGGUCUGGGAGGAGCUAGCAGACACAGAGCUGCUUCCCACCAAAACAAGCCAGCAGGGCUCGAGGGAAGAUGAGGAUGACUUCCUGUAUGGGAAUACCCCCAAGACAGAGGGCAUCGUGGGAAUGACACCCAGCUCCUAUGACUCAAACCUCCGCAGCCCGAGCAGCGUGGGUUCGCCCCCCGCCGCCUUCCAGAGACAGUUCUAGUCCCUCGUUCUGGUCUGUGCUGUUCUGAUGGACCACACCCUGUUUAUGACACAAACUUUCAGAAGUUUCUGUGGGACUUCAGCUUCUCUCACGAAUCUGUAAAGUGACUCUUCCACUGAAAACCCACACUUAUAAGGACUUAUAAGACACACGUAAAAGGAGUCAAGCACAAACUGAGGAACACACGAACAGGUCGCAUGUGAGGAGGCGUCACCGAUCUCUGUUCAUGCAGGAAUACUUCUUUGAUGUAAGAGCUCAGUGUUUUUAAUGCAAUUAUAGGACUACACGGUCUGAUUCACGGUUAAUCGCAGUUUGAGCCUAGAAACUAGAAACAAGAUAUCAGUGUCAGUGAGAGAGCCCCCUCUCCUGAUGAUCAAGGAUCAGUAAAUAUCCUGACGAGGUGUCCUAAGUUUGAACUCGCCAUAGACUGUGGUAAAGAGACUUUUCUCUGCCUGUCCUGCUUGGGAGAAACCUCAACUCGAAUUAAAUUGCCAAGUUGAGUUCAAACAUU
Scatophagus argus is the source of this 2675-nucleotide messenger RNA. It is a transcript of the gene rrn3, whose product is annotated as RRN3 homolog, RNA polymerase I transcription factor. The coding region runs from base 332 to 2164 and encodes 610 amino acids. The transcript has 17 exons. Gene Ontology annotation, biological process: transcription initiation at RNA polymerase I promoter. Gene Ontology annotation, cellular component: nucleus. NCBI's taxonomy places the organism in Eukaryota, Metazoa, Chordata, Actinopteri, Scatophagidae. The record is from RefSeq and is a predicted model, not a curated record. Gene Ontology annotation, molecular function: RNA polymerase I core binding; RNA polymerase I general transcription initiation factor activity.